CACCACCAGCAUGGCGUGUGCGGUGGCCGCCCCGGUGCUGCCGGAGCCGACGGACGACUUCCCGGCGUGGCUGGAGGCGCAGGGCGUGAACGAGGAGGUGGCCCGGGCCAUGGACUCGGAGCUGGGCAUCCGGGACUACGGGGUCCUGCGCGCCUGCGUCGGGGACGGCCUCGUGCGUGCCGAGCUGCUGGCCGCGGCGCGCGACCGCCUGCCCUUCGGCUUCUACGCCGUGCUGCGGCAGGUGGUGAAGGCCCUGCGGGGCGACGGGCACCACGAUGACGCGGCCGCCGCCUACCCUGGCGACGUGACGCUGGGAGGGCUGGUGGACGUGCUGCUCGCUCUGUUCAGCGGCCUGAGCCGGGAGCUGCUGCUGUCCGCGCGGAGGCUGGGAGCCAUGGACGGUCAAGGGAGCGGCGAUGGUGGUUCGAGCCCACUCGGUGCAGAGAUGGAACAUGAUGACCUGAUCGCUGAUGAAGAAAAGCUUGCCGCAGGGGAUGAUCGCGCUGUCAAACGUACCGACAUGUACCAGGAGCCGGAUAAAGAAGCGACGCUGGAUUCAAGGGAGCCUUGCGACGAGGGGGGAGGAGACACCCACACGUGGCACGGGGUGAAGAUGGAGACCUGCGACGCCGCAGAAAUCCCGUGGACGGUGCCAGGAGACAACAAUUUGAGCAACCACGGGGCAGCCUGGGAGGAGAUCAUCGUGGGAGGGGCGGCGCCCGUCGGGACGGCACAACGUGCAGGCAGUUGCGUCGGUAAGGGCCACUCGGAAUUCAUCAUCCAGGACGUGACCUCGCUGCUUGCGACCGGCAAAGCCCGCUUGCGCGCCAAACGGCGGGCUGGCGAUGACGGCGAGGUCACCGGGGAGAAUGUGGACGGCCACCAACCCCCUUGGCAGUGGCAGCAGCAGCAGCAGCAGAUGACCAAAGGGACGCCGGUCGAAAACAGCAUUUCCGAGUUCGCCACCCAACCGCCCGCCGAUUCCCAGUACCAACAGGCUCCCUCCGCCACGGCGAGCGGGCUGCACCCGGGGUUACUCCAGCGCGGCGGCGGCGGCACCGCCGAUCAGCAGCUGGCGCAGCAGCUGCAGCCGGUGCUGUCGUGCGACAUCUGCGGGCAGGGGUUCGCGCAGCGCCGCGUCCUGGACGUGCACCGCCUGAGGCACACUGGCGAGAAGCCGCACCGAUGCGCCGUGUGCGGGCGCGCCUUCUCCCAGAACUGCAGCCUCAAGCGGCACCAGCGCACGCACACGGGCGAGCGUCCGCACCGAUGCGCCGUGUGCGGGCGGGCGUUCGCGCUGCCCGGCGACCUCAAGAACCACCAGCGCAUCCACACGGGCGAGAAGCCGUACCGCUGCGCGGUGUGCGAGCGCUCCUUCUCGUGGUACUCCAGCCUCAAGAUCCACCAGAACACACACACGCGCGGCCGGCCCUCUUGCUGCAAGGUGUGCGGCCUGGUGUUCGAGGACCAGGCAGACUUCAGGCGACACCAGCAGGCGCACGCACGAAAGGCGGCGGCGGCGGCGGCGGUGGCGGCGGCGGAGGCCGCGGCGACGACCCUCCUGUGACCUCGGCGACCCUCCUGUGACCUCGGCGACCCUCCUGUGACCUCGGCGACCCCCCCUGUGACCUCCACGGAGCGUGGCGGCAGGGCUCCUCGCGUGAGAAGUCGCCGUGAGAACUCGGGGAGGGCUCUGCUUGAAAUUCUAGAUUUGAAGCUUUCGUGACUGCAAGGAUUCGUGCUCUUGGUGCUUUCGGUAAAGUCGCGUGGGUAAAAAAUUAAAUUGAAAUUAAUAGAAAUGAAACGAUAAAAUCACGACGUUUUCGGAGGCAACGCAAGCUUCCGUCUUCAGGUGAAACUGUCACAGCAAAAUAUCUGUAUCACUUGAUACAAUUCACCUGAAGACGGAAGCUUGCUCUGCUUGAAAAGUUGGCGCCCAACGGCACGUUGCGAUUGCCGUCAUGUUACCUUGACGAUCGACUCUGCGGUGAUGUCGUCAUGGUCGCCGGUUUGUUUAUUGGGGAAACCGCAAAAUGCAAAAUGCUCAGGGGAUGCCGUGUAAUGGUUUGCACACGAGCUGCGUAUCCGGAGGGCAUCGGUUACAAUUAGAAUCUCUCGGCGCGGCGGUUGAAAUGGGUAGACGUGGCGAUGGCUUGGGCAGGCGUCCAGCAGGCAGUGGAUUGAUCAUGGCUGAUAGCUGCUUUAUAUAUCUUACUUUAAAAGUUCUAACACGCACAGCCUGCUAAGAUUCGAAAAUAUAUUUUCACCGAUGCGUCGUCGGACACAAGUUGCGGGGUGGGAUCGCAUUCGCCGCUGAACCACGCAAACGGUCCGGCGUUCAUUUUGUUUGGAGGCAGAGUUGCUACGAUGGCCGGCGCCAAACUGUGCCACACGCCUUCCCACGGCAAGACCUGUUACCGUCGAUUCCCUGCGGAAUCGAUUUCGUUCCGAUGACUUAAACGGAACGUCAUCGGGAGAACUGGUGACGUACGUGUGCAUGUCGUGGGAACGGGGACAAGGUUAAGAAUCGAUUUGAAUCGAUGCAUAGUUACGCGUGUGUCGGCUCGCAGAUAAAAAAGAUUGUUUAACCCAACUUGUUGCGGACAAGGAUAACAAAACAGCACCGAAUACAAAAAUAUUUUAUCGCUGCAUCCAACGAUUUAUUUCAGGCCAUUACAGAGUCAUACAAUACAGGAAUCUUUUAUUUUUCAACGAAUUUAUUGCUGUGGUUUUCACACCUGAUGACGAUUGCUUGUGUUGUUGCAGUCGUUAACGUCGCGAGCAUUUUAUUGUUUUGUUUGAUUAUUUCCCUUCUACGUGACUUUACACGAAAGAGCCAAGAAUAUGAAUACAGGAAUUCCUCGCCAACCGCCGUUUCACGUGUGCACGGUAUAUUGUUUCGUCUACCCAAUCGCGGCCUGGAAAUUUGCGCAAGCAGCGUUAAGGAAUUUCGAUUUAAAGCUUUCGUGACUGCAGGGAUUCAUCUUCUUGGUUCUUUCGGUAAAGUCACGUAGAAUGGAAAUAAUAAAAUAAUAAAAAUAAAACAUAAUAAAAUAAUUCUCACGACGU
Lethenteron reissneri (Far Eastern brook lamprey) is the source of this 3069-nucleotide messenger RNA. Its product is annotated as RB-associated KRAB zinc finger protein-like. Gene Ontology annotation, cellular component: nucleus. Gene Ontology annotation, biological process: regulation of transcription by RNA polymerase II. The record is from RefSeq and is a predicted model, not a curated record. NCBI's taxonomy places the organism in Eukaryota, Metazoa, Chordata, Hyperoartia, Petromyzontiformes, Petromyzontidae. Gene Ontology annotation, molecular function: DNA-binding transcription activator activity, RNA polymerase II-specific; RNA polymerase II cis-regulatory region sequence-specific DNA binding.